Messenger RNA from Ceratina calcarata, 3709 nucleotides. Its product is annotated as adenylate kinase isoenzyme 5. Gene Ontology annotation, molecular function: nucleobase-containing compound kinase activity; ATP binding. The transcript has 12 exons. Lineage: Eukaryota; Metazoa; Arthropoda; Insecta; Hymenoptera; Apidae. The coding region runs from base 1001 to 2884 and encodes 627 amino acids. Gene Ontology annotation, biological process: nucleobase-containing compound metabolic process. The record is from RefSeq and is a predicted model, not a curated record.
UAUCUUAUACUGUUUUGUUUGCGCCUUGAAAUCAUGCUCACCGUGCUAUAUCGCGUUCUAAUCGUCUAAACUUUGAUGCUAGCUAAUGCAUUUUUCAAACGUGUUUGUAAAAGCAUGGGUACGCAAUGCGGUGACUAUGAAGACGAAAGGGGUAAAUUCGUUUAGUUAGCCAGGUGGUUCGAGAACGGUCUGAUCAACAAGAACUUGACAUUGAACCUGCUUACACACAUGAUGCGCCCGCACCCGCACACAUUAACUGCAGGGUGGAAGGACGGACAUUAACUCAAAUGUAUGCAAAACACAUGCACAUGGAUAUGUAUCGUAGAAAAGGAAAGGAUUAGCUGCGCAUGGGCGUAUCUAUGGUGACGAUUGACUCUUGCUACCGACCUCUAGUCGUUUCCAACAAUCCAUUAUAUUACACCGUUAUCGCGCCGCGUCAUCGGGAAACCUCUGCCCGUGAAAGUACCGCUCCGGAAGCCUCGCGUGUCGGCCGUGUUUUUUCGUCGCUGUACCACGCGCGUUACCAUUUUAAUUUCGGUGAUUAAUCAAAAUCGUCGUGGGACUCACGGGACUAAACGUGGAACAGCACUGGACAAAGAUCCACGUUCGAGGAAUGUUUAUUGCAUUCUAUUUGUGGAUUCAUCAUUGAAACUGGCCUAUGCGGAAUUAAAAGAAAGUGCGUCGUUUCAUGUAACAAAUAAAACUACUAAUCAUCAUUGCAAAUAUUUUAUAUUCAACCAACUUGUUCUGGACAACGAUUCAUCAGUUCAGAGGAGUUCUAAAGAAGAAAAGUGUGAAGCCGUUGAGUGCUGAACUGGCCACAAGGAAGUAUUCGAAAAAUUGAACGAAAAAGUGUCUUAUGUGAGAAGGAAGUUGUUGAUUGUGACGUGGUUGUUUUCCCGAGGGGGACGUGAAUCGAAGAGGAAGUGACAUUUAAUUAAUUUGAAGCAUGUGAGUAAAUGGCCGUGACAGGAUCUUGGCAUCCUUCGAACGACCUACUAUGGGCAUCUGCCUGGACACUGAUCAACAAAAUGGAUCCCAGGUGUUCGAGGAAGCUGAUGCUCGAAGUGCGGGAAAAUGGCGAGGAGAGGCUGGCCUGCUGUCAACCCCUCCGGAUGGAUAUUUCCCGCAACAAAACGUUGGACCUGUUAAAUUUGAAGUUCCAAAAGUGCCAGUCAUAUUUGUCCUCGGCGGUCCCGGCAGUGGAAAGGUGACACAUUGCGACAGCCUAACGCAAGAGAAGAAAGGCAUAACGCAUAUAAAUAUGAUGGAUCUCCUACAACAAUACGCCUUAGGAAAUGAUAUGCAAGAUUUCGGGCAGCUUAGCAGUAAAACAGUAGCGGAGGUCCUUAUGCUCGAAAUCAAAAUGUCACCAGGCUCCAAAGUCUUUCUCGUCAGCGGAUAUCCGCGAAAUAUGCGCGACGUAGUCGAAUACGCCGAAAAAAUAAAAAUUGUGAACGGCGUGAUCCUCGUGUCAUGGAGACAAGAUAUCCUCGAGAGACAGAUCGACUUUGGAGCGCAACUCGGACAAGUAGUGAUCGAACUGGCGAGAAUGGAACUUUAUAAUUUUUAUAGAAACGUUAUGCCUGUGGCCGAGUAUUUCGACCAAAGUGGUAUUUUAUUAGAGAUAAACGGGGAAAGAAAUCCUAGCGAAGUAUACGUCGAUUUUCGCGAAGCUGUUUUUAAAAUCCUCGGUUUGUCAACUGGUGAGGUGCGAGAUAAAAAUGUUCCUCAACCGUUAGAAGCAGAAGUAGAAGUCGAAAGGAGAAAGGAAUCUAUUUCGGAGAUUAGGAAGUCGCCGUCUCUUAAGAAAGAAUCGGCGGCCCAAAUCGCACGAAUACCCUCUUCAAUCGACGUGAAAUCAUCGAAGACCGCGAAGAAGCCCAGAAAGGGUUUACCCGCGUUUAUCUGGGUCAUAGGUGGUCCAGGAAGCAACAAAGAAAACUUGUGUACCCAGGCUGUUCCCAAUAUGCCAGGCUGGGUUCACGUGAGCAUCGGCGGAGUGCUUCGAACAAUGGCAACGUCAAACACUAUUGUAAACGAUGCCAUUGUGUCGGGUGAGAUGGUCCCGCAGGACAUCGUGAUGCAAGUGGUAGAAGAGCAAAUUAUGGCGAAUCGCGACACGGAUGGCAUAAUAAUAGAUGGUUACCCUAGAGACUUAAAUCAAGUUCAGGAAUUUGAAAAUAAGUUCGGACAGCAUCCCCCGUUAGUACUAUUAGACUGCUCGAAACUACAACUUGGCAGAGGGAGGAUAGACGACACUGUCUCCGCGUUUAGGAAAAGACUGGAAAUCUUCCGUGAUGUCUCCUUGCCUAUGCUAAAAACCCUCGAUAGCGAAAAUCGUCUAACCAUCAUCGACGGCGAUACGGAUGUGCCGAGCGUACAACAGGAAUUCGCGGCAGCGCUUUAUCAAUUAAUGACAAAAACACAGCGCAAAGAAGAAAACGAUCAGCGUGCACCUGAUUCACCCACAUCGAGGGAAAACGAGAAUAACUUAAAUGUAAUAAUGCCUAAUAAUAGGAAUCAACCGACCACACCAAACGGUGUCUCUAAGCCGAUCAUCGACGACGAAUCAAAUACGGAGAAAGUAAUUAACGCUACGAACAAAAUGAACGGAAUAAGCAUACACGGGGCAGUGAAAAUUGCGAACGGGUUGAGAAAUAACGCGAGGCAAGUUCAGAAGAAUGGCGUCGCUCAUCGUAUGCAAAACGGCAUAGCCAAUGGUACCGCGCACAUGUUGCAAAAUGGUGUGGCGCACUUGGCCAAUGGAAUCGUACCGAGCAACAAAGUUGCACCGGCUGUACAAAAUUACUUGCCCGCGCAGGACGCGGUGAGGAAAAUGUACAACGAGGUCGAAGGUUAUCAACAAAAUUUACACAUGUAAUUUGUGCUCGUUAAAGUGGAAUACAAACUUGCAUACAAAAUUUUUAAUCACGGAUGAAAAUUGUUAUUUGUAAUUAUUUUGUUUAAGUUUCACAUGGUACUUCAUAACUUAACGAAAUUAUGAAAUUAAUAAUUAUAUAAAGUCAAGAUAAAAUACGUAGCUACUAAAAAUCCAUUUAAUAGAGAUGUUUUAAUAGUAGCUCUCGCAGGCCUAAUUUCGAAGCCGAGUUUUCUUUAGUAUUGAAAAAUGGUAACACAGUAUUGCAUUUUCAUUCCACUCUAACAUUAAAUCGUUACCUGAGUAAAAAUCUAAAAGAGAAAAUAUUUUUAAUAUCGCCUUAUCUUUUUAUAAAAGUAAUAGAUCAUAUUUAUAUAUUCACGAAAUCAAAUGGGAAGUGGAGAUUUCUCGCUGAUCCAAUAAUAUAGUGAAGAUAAUGUUAUAAAUGGUGCGUCUGAAAAGGAGUAUCUCGAGUUACCCUUUAAGUAAGAUGAUACAAAAAUAUUAGAGAAUCAUCGUAUCACUUUUCCUAAAGAAACCUUUUCCGGAGACCACCUAUUUGUAUAAAAGUAAUAAUAUAUCUGCAUCGUGCCUUGAGACGACUACGACUUAAAUAGGAUUAAACGAAAGAUUUAAAAGUAAAGCCAAAUGCAGAAUUAUAUCCGCAGAUAUGUUGUAGAAUAAAAAUUGGGUAUAAAGUGAAAGUUGGGUAAUCGAACGAGUAUCGAGAUUCCGAAUCUCAAAAAUGCAUAUAGCUGUAUUCAUUUUUUUAAUUAUGAUAGAAAAUAUAUACUUAUCAGUCUUUUUACCACUUUUUUCAUUUCUUAG